Molecule: messenger RNA, 2767 nt
Organism: Epinephelus fuscoguttatus (brown-marbled grouper)
Lineage: Eukaryota; Metazoa; Chordata; Actinopteri; Perciformes; Serranidae
Gene: arrdc2
Product: arrestin domain containing 2
Exons: 7
Coding region: 142-1371 (409 amino acids)
Biological process (GO): protein transport
Cellular component (GO): cytoplasm; plasma membrane
Source: RefSeq, a predicted model, not a curated record
GUGCUCCACAGUUUGAGCUCUGAACAAGUGAACAAACUCAUCUGCAACUGGAAGAACCACUCUGAAUAAGUUUCUACUGCGGAACAAGAACAAAGGAGUCACCAAGUGUUGCGUUUGAGAGGACACGCACAACCUGCAAAUAUGAUUUUCGACAAGGUGAAAAAGUUUGACAUCGUCUUCGACUCUCCGGAGGUGGACUGUCCUCCGGUGUUCAGCAGCGGAGACGUGGUGUCCGGCCGGGUAGUUUUAGACCUGUCCGGGGAGAGUCGGGUGGACUCCCUGAAGCUUCACGCCGAGGGAUUUGCCAAAGUGCACUGGACUGAGUCCCGGUCCGCCGGCUCCAGCACCGCGUACACGCAGAACUACAGCGACGAGGUGGAGUACCUGAACCGGAGAGAGGUGCUGCUGCAGGCAGAUAAUAGUGAAGUGACCGUCCUUCCUGCCGGCAGACAUGAGUUUCCAUUCAGCUUCCAGCUGCCUGAGGAGACGCUAGUCACCUCCUUCGAGGGAAAACACGGCAGCAUCCGUUACUGGGUCAAAGUGAAGCUCCACAGGCCGUGGGCCACCGUCAGGAAGAUCAAGAAGGAGUUCACAGUCAUCGAGCCCAUCGACAUCAACACGCCGGCGUUACUGGCGCCACAAGCUGGAACGAAGGACAAGAUGGCACGGGCGUGGUACCGCAACUUUGGACAGGUGUCUGUAACUGCAAAGAUUGACCGCAAGGGCUACACACCAGGUGAGGUGAUACCCGUCUUUGCGGAGUUCGACAACUCUACCUCCAGAUCAGUUGUGCCAAAAGCCUACAUCACUCAGACACAGACGUUCAUCGCCCGCGGCACCAUGAAGCAGAAGCGCUCGGUGGUGGGCACGCUGUGCGGCGAUAUUGUGGGGGCCAGAUGCAGGGAGACGUGGCACGGCCGCGCCAUCAAGAUCCCACCUGUGGGUCCCUCCAUCCUGCAGUGCCGCAUCAUCAAAGUGGAGUACAUGCUCAAGGUUUGCGUCGAUGUUCCUGGGACAUCCAAGCUGUGCCUUGAGCUGCCACUGGUCAUCGGCACCAUUCCCCUCCAUCCCUUCGGCAGCCGGACCUCCAGCGUCAGCAGCCAGUACAGUGUCAACCUGGAGUGGCUGCGCAUGGCCAUCCCCGAGCAGCCUGAGCCUCCUCCAGAUUACAGCUCUGUGGUGACACAGGAGGAGGCCGAGCAGCGCAACAACACGGUGGUCCCGCAACCCGCCGAAGACCUGAGUGGGAUCCUGGAGCGCCCCCUCAUGGCUUUUGUCCAAGAGUUUCGCUUCCGACCUCCGCCGGUGUACAGCGAGGUUGACCCCAACCCUCAGCCCUUAAACAUCAGACCUCGCUGCAUGACGUGUUGAACCAUGAGCCCUGCCUGAGCGUCAAGCAACUUAACUUAAAGAAACGAAUCAAGAGAUUUGUCCUCUCCUGGAUUACUUCUCUCCGAUAACUGGCACCAGGUCCCACCGAGUGUCGUGGAGAGGGACUGGAGUGCCGUGGAGAGUUUCAGGAGACGGAGCUCACAGGAACUGGAUGCCAGUGGAGGAGCCGCCACUUCGUUCCCAGUUCAUAAAGCAAAGUGGCUUCUUUCCUGUUCUGUUACGAAGGUCGUAACUUCUCCACAUCAGUUCCUGUCCUCCCAAAGUGAUUUUUGGCUCCUUUUUUUAUGAAGCGAGCUACAAAUACCUCCCAAUCAACGAUUCCCUCUGUGAAGUGAAUUUUGAGAUGUAAGGAGUUUGGGACAGACUGGGGGUGAAAGAUCACUCAAUAUUUGUCAGGUGGAGAGUUGGAGUUGCACCUGGCGGAAAAAAAAGCGCUCUUGAUGAGUUGACAUAUGUUUAGAGGCACAUUGUCAUCUUUGAGUGGCGUGCAGAGAAGUGCAAUUAUCGUCGUAACUUUCCAACUCUCUUGGCAAUACCGUAGAUUAUAACAACCUUCAUUACUAUGCAUUGUGUGACUCAGCAGCAACGUGCCUGUGAUGAUUUUCUACUGUUACGUCAGCACAUACUGUAUCUGAAGGUGUGAUGGUGCAGACAAGUCAAGUAAGCAGAUGUAGAUGUAUUUUUUGCAUGCAGAUCACAAUAUGUAAAAGGGAAAAAAAAUGCCUCAAUAAUCUGCAGUUGAAGAUUGCAUGAGAGUUUCAGGGAGUCGUUCUCUCACAGAAAUGAAUGGAACCGAAUGUAUUCUGCAAGAACUUAGAACAAAAAAUGGUUUGAUUGUACGUGGACAAAUACCAAGAGAGGUUUUGUGUUAAUGCAAGGCUUAAGGCACUGAAGUGUCAGACAGCUGCGGCUGUUGAUUUUAGCACAGUGAUAAAAUAGGAUGAGCAGUAUAAAGCUGCACGAGGCUCAUAGAUUAGCUCUCCCAGCUGCUAAACAAAAGGAGGAGGAGGAGGAAGAGGAGGAGGCCUCUUAGCCAUGUGGUCUGAAGCUUUUUGAUGGGAGCCAGAUGCCUCGGUGCUGUUGGGCGCUCUGUGACGCUGAGCGAGAACACAGUGCUCAGCGUUGAAGUCGAGCCCUUAAGCUGGAGAUGCCACUGAAAUGUAUGGACAAAGAACAUUCCAAAAAACUGACUCGAGGAUUUUCUCCUCAACUUCCAAAAAAAACAAACUGUAUGAGUAUGAAAGAAGUCCUCAGGGUCAGCUGUGUGACUUUGGUGGCACGCACUGAAAAAAUAUAUUUUUAUAUAAACUGUUGAUUCACAAUCUUGCCAAAGUUUUGUAAUUGUUUUUUUCUAAUAAAACAAGAUUUAACAGAA